AUCUUUGAAGGUCUUGCAGAUUUCUCAGGAAUAAGUUUUGCGUACGGAAAUUAAGUAUAGUGAUUUACGCAGAAGUCCUGUUAUCUUUUCGACGGAAUGGUAUUUUAACUGAAAUGACGAAGCUGAAUGCCACAAGAAACCUCACAGCCCGCCAGGGCUUGCCGCAUUUUUUGUUUUUCCUCUCUCUCGCUUCGAGUUGGCGAUCACCUUGAAGAAACUUGUUCUCAGUGGGCGUGACCGCUCCGUGUCGAAGAGAAAAACAAGCAAGUAUGUUCGUAGCUGCUGCGAGAAAUGUGUUUUCACGAUCGCCUCCUGUAGUCGCGUGAAAGACCAGAAAAAAAAAAGUAGCAGAACUUCACGAAUCAGAUGGCUCUCUGCUUUCCAUACCAUUGUGAUUUCAGUGAUACGUCCACAGUUGUAUCGGUGUCAUCGUAUGUUUUUGAAGAGUUUAUAUACUGCGUGACUGCACCCCAGGAGCCCUGUUCCACUGCGCUCGGACAACAAUAAUUCCGUUGCAGAACCUCGGAGCGUGCUACUCAUAUGUAGCCCUACUGUCGUCCUGAAGACGAUAGAAUGACGGUUCUGGCGGCAGCUAAGUCUUUUAAAUGCUUGACAUCACGUUUUCUGAUACAGUCCAAGGAUGCAGCACUGUAUCGGAGUGUGCAUUCAAAUGCAAGUGAACACCUUAAAAGCAUUUUACGUGAGGAAAUAAAUAACAUAAAAGCAGCUGGUAUAUGGAGGGAGGAAAGGAUUAUCACAUCGAGCCAAAGCACUUUGAUCAGUGUCGCUGGUCAAAACACGAAGAUACUGAAUUUCUGUGCCAAUAAUUAUCUUGGUUUAUCGAAUCAUCCAGAAGUAGUCCAUGCAGCAAAAGCAGCUCUUGAAAAAUAUGGUGCUGGAUUGAGUUCAGUUCGUUUCAUUUGUGGAACACAAAGUAUACAUAAGGAACUAGAAAAGAAAAUUGCAGACUUCCAUUGUAAGGAAGACACUAUAUUGUAUCCCAGUUGUUUUGAUGCAAAUGGUGGCUUUUUUGAGUCAGUGCUUACACCAAAAGAUGCAGUUCUUUCUGAUGAACUGAACCAUGCUUCCAUCAUUGAUGGUAUACGUCUCUGCAAGGCACAGAAGUUCAGAUACAAACACAGAGAUAUGGCAGAUUUGGAAGAACAUCUGAAGAAAGUCAGUGAUGCAAGACUGAAAGUGAUUGCCACUGAUGGUGUAUUUUCAAUGGAUGGCAAUGUUGCUCCUUUGCCAGAUAUAUGCAAACUGGCACAUAAGUAUGGGGCUCUCACAUUUGUGGAUGAGUGUCAUGCAACAGGAUUUUUUGGGAAAACAGGAAGGGGAACUGAGGAAUUCUACGGCAUGAUGGGAGCAAUAGACAUUAUCACAUCUACACUGGGAAAGGCAGUAGGUGGAGCUGCAGGAGGAUACACAACAGGUCCUAAGGAGUUGAUUGAUCUCCUAAGACGGCGUAGCCGGCCAUACCUUUUUUCCAACUCAAUGCCGCCAGCUGUUGUUGGAGCUGCAAUUAAGGCACUGGAUUUGCUUAUAAAUGACAGCUCAUUUACUGAACGUAUUCAGAAGAAUACAGAGAGAUUCCGUUCUGCAAUGACUAAAGCAGGAUUCACUAUUGCUGGGGAGAAUCAUCCUAUCUGCCCUGUCAUGUUAGGUGAUGCUAAACUUGCAACUAUUUUUGCAGAACAAAUGUUGUGUAGAGGCAUUUAUGUGAUUGGCUUCAGUUAUCCUGUGGUGCCCAAAGACAAAGCCAGGAUUCGGGUGCAGAUAUCUGCAGCACAUACAAAUGAUGAAAUUGACAAAGCUGUGAAUGCAUUUGUUGACAUUGGCAAGAAGCUGAAUGUGAUACAAUAAAAUACUUCUCAUAACAUGAUAAAUACUAAAUAUGUAUAACAGACACGCCUCAUAUAUAAAUUUGCAACACUGUGCGAACAAUGAUCUGUUUUCAUUUAUAGCACAGCCAGUCAUUUUACAAUUCACACUCUUAACAAACUUUGUUUCCAUGAGAUUAUGCAGUUUUAUAGUGGAAUAAACAUAAUACAUAUCAGCA
This is a messenger RNA of Schistocerca gregaria, 2062 nucleotides long. RefSeq names its product 2-amino-3-ketobutyrate coenzyme A ligase, mitochondrial (gene Gcat). The transcript has 8 exons. The record is from RefSeq and is a predicted model, not a curated record. Bases 574 to 1866 code for a protein of 430 amino acids. Gene Ontology annotation, biological process: L-threonine catabolic process; biosynthetic process. Gene Ontology annotation, molecular function: glycine C-acetyltransferase activity; pyridoxal phosphate binding. NCBI's taxonomy places the organism in Eukaryota, Metazoa, Arthropoda, Insecta, Orthoptera, Acrididae.